Molecule: messenger RNA, 531 nt
Organism: Psylliodes chrysocephalus
Lineage: Eukaryota; Metazoa; Arthropoda; Insecta; Coleoptera; Chrysomelidae
Source: the annotation of a GenBank genome assembly
AUGCCAGCAGUAUCAGCAGUUCCCGUUGCCUUGGCAGUUAGUGCGUUAAAGAAAUACAUCUCACAUUUUACGACCGAUGAAUUACCAGCACAUUCUUCGCCAGUAUGGAAAGAUAUUUCUGAUGAGUUGCAAGGAUUGUGGAAAGUUCCAGCUGUACGAAUUAUUGUACGAGAGAAUAGAAGAGAAAUAUUAACACUCGCUCGAACAGAAUGCGGAAUCUUUAUACAUGAUGAAGAUAAAGAACACAUUUCCCAUAAUCUAAAUGAUUCAAGUAAUAAUCAUGAUAACUCUGACACUACACACGAUCUAAGUGAAAGUGGUAAUGGCAAUGACAACACGGAGGGGGUGGAAGAGGAGGGAUUCAAGAAAUUUAAAUCUAAUAAACGCAAUAAUGAAAAUGAUGAGAUUGAAAAUUUCGAAGUAGCAAUCACCAGAGAGCAAUGGAAUAAAAUUAAGUGUGAUAAACCAUUGGUUUAUAAAGGGCGCAAAUAUUAUGGUUUUGAACCUGGAGUAUGGACAAACAUUGUUUAG